CCGUGAGGUUGUCUGUCUCCUUCUCUCUCAACCAUUUCCUCCCUUCUCUUAGGACCCCUCUCUCUACACAUCUCUUAUCAGUCACGUUAUCACUGCCUUGCUCAGCAGCCUUCCUUUGGGAGGUGCUGGAAAAGCCAGCAAAGGGACUUUACCAGGAGGAUAAUGACCAAAAGUCCAGCUCACAUUUUACAUUUCACACUGAACUGAUUCAUUUUUCUUCAAAAACAAAUAGAGUGGAGUACAUCUACUUCAGCUCAGGGUGCCCCCUUUUGCUGUUUUGGUGAUAGAAGAUGGGGAGGCAUCGGUUGUUACCACUAUGUGCCCUCCUGGGCGUCCUGUUCGCAGGACUCCUCCCUAAUCUUGAUGCUCAGGAAGUCAUUGCAGUCGGCAAACGAGACGUCAUUUUCCUAGUCGACAGCACAAUGGGUUCACAGGCUGUCAACUCUGCACGUGAAUUCAUCAGAACGUUUGUCAAAAUGAUGCCAAUUGGUCCAGACGAAGUUCAAGUGGGUAUGGCCAUGUUCAGAGAGAGUGUCUUGCAACCUAUGGUUGAUCUCAACUCCCACGGAUCCAGGGACGAAUUAGAAGCUUCUGUGGACGUUAUCAGACCAAGACCAGGACAGAAAAUUAACACUGGAGCAGCCUUGGACUUUGUCCGGACGAAUAUGCUGCGACCUGAGAAGGGCAGUCGUAUUGAACAGGGGGUACCCCAGCUUUUACUGUUGGUGUCCAGCAAAAAGUCCAGUGACAGUGUGGAAGAACCUGCUAAGGCCCUGCAACGAAUGGGGGUAUUGACGCUAGCUGUAGGCUCCAAGGCUGCAGAUGAGCAGGAGCUGAAACAGAUUGCCUUUACCGACAGUGUCGUGUUCAUGCUGAGGGACUUCCGUUUACUGACCCGUAAUCCUGUGACAAUUAUUGAAAAACUCUCAACUCUAGCUGGGGUGGUGGUGACCGAACAACCCACCGAGCCAGUGGUGGAGAUAACCACAGUGCAGACUCAAAAAGUGGUCAGAGACAUUGUCUUUCUUGUGGAUGGUUCAAACUAUGUUGGCAGCACUAACUUUCCCUACGUGAGAGACUUCAUUAUCAACGUGAUCAACCAGCUGGAAGUGCGACCUGACAGGGUUCGGAUUGGUCUCCUGCAGUUUGCUGAACGUCCAAAAAUUGAAUUUCAUCUGAACACCUACAGCAGCAGACAAGAUGUUGUAAAUAAAAUCUCUCAGCUCAGGCUGUCUGGAGGCUCAGUUUUGAAUACAGGAGCUGCCCUGAAUUAUGCCCUUAACAACAUGUUCCAGACAACAACUGGGUCACGCCGGAGGCAAGGAGUCCAGCAAGUGUUGGUUCUGAUCACAGGUGGUCCCGCCCAGGAUGAGGUUAAAAGUGUAGCCGAUAAAGUGGCUGUGGGUGGUAUUUUGACCUUCACAGUCAGUUCUGGGCAAGCAGAUGAUGAACUACUAAAAACAGUCGCCUUUGUUGAAGAUUUGGCUUACCAUGAAACAAGGUUCUCUAAUUUACCAGCAGUGGCUGAACAAAUAAUGCCAAGCUUGAUAACAGUGGUUGGUGAUACAGAUGUGAUAGUAAUAGAAGAAAAUGUUGUUGCUGGAGCUGAAAGGGAUGUUGCCUUCCUCAUUGAUGGCACAGAAAAUGUUCGAGCAGAUUUUGCCUACAUCCGGGAUUUUAUCAUUAAAGUAAUUGAACCGCUUGACAUUGGGAUUGACAGGGUACGAAUUUCAGUGGUUCAACACAGCGAGAGGCCAACACCAAGUUUCUACCUUAACACUUACCAAACCAAAGAUGAGGUGAUAAGAGCAGUCAACUCAAUGACGCCGGCUGGUGGACGUAGUCUAAACACAGGAGCUGCUUUAAGAUUCAUGAAGGACACCAUCUUGUCUGAAAGGCAUGGUAGCCGGGCUGCGCAAAAUGUCCCUCAGUUUCUGAUCUAUUUGGGUGGAAGCAGGUCCAGGGAUAAUGUGAAGGAACCUGCUGUUGCACUGAAGACAGAGGGUAUUGUACCGUUUGGUGUUGGUGUCAAGGAUGCAGACCCAAAGCAGAUUGAAGCCAUUUCACACAACCCUUCCUUUGCCUUCAAUGUGAAGGAAUUCAGUGAGCUUAGCACCAUACCACAAAAGCUCAACACCUAUGUGAGCCUACCAGGGGAUGAGCUGACCAUAGUGCUACAGCAAGCUGAGUCACAGGGACCCCGGAAGGAUGUUGUUUUCCUUGUUGAUGGAUCUGAUGGUGUUGGACGGGAAUUUCCUAUCAUCCAGGAGUUUAUUCGCAGGGUCGUGGAGAGUCUCAACGUGGGCGAGAACAAGAUCCGGGUUGGCGUGGUCCAGUAUGGUGACUCUGCUCAGGCUGACAUGUUUCUGAACUCACAUACAACCAAAGAAGGUGUUUUGAAUGCCGUCAAAGUAAUGAGGCAACGAGGAGGAAGACAACGUAACCUGGGUCAGGCUUUGCAGUUUGUCAGUCAGAACGUUUUGACAACAGAACGUGGUAGCAGGAAGCAAGAUGGUGUUCCACAGUUUGUAAUUGUCGUCUCCAGUGGGUCUUCAACAGAUGACAUCAGUCGUGCAGCCACUUCCCUCAAACAAUCUAGAGUUCUUCCCUUCAGCAUUGGGACCAGAGAUGUUAACCCUACAGAGCUCCAGAUGGUGUCAUAUGUGCCUAACUUUGCCUUCACUGUAGAUGAUCUCCCUGGCCUGUACACAGUCCAACAAAACUUAAUCAACACUCUCACUGAGUUGUCAGAUGAUGACAUCACCAGGAUGAGUCCAGUAUUCCCAACCCCUGAUGUCACACCAGUCUCCAGAGAAGGAGAAAAGAGGGAUGUCGUAUUUCUAAUUGAUGGCACGACAGCGGUGCGUAGUGAGUUCCCUUCUAUCCGUGAUAUGAUAAGAAGAGUUGUGGAGAAACUGGAUGUGGGAAUGGAUAAGGUCCGGGUUUCAGUGGUACAAUACAGUGAUGAACCAAAGUUAGAAUUUCUUCUGAAUGAAUUCUCCACCAAAGAAGAAGUACGCCAGGCUGUGGGGAGACUUCGAAGCAAAGGAGGAAACCGUCUCAACACAGGUCGUGCUCUUGAGUGGGUCUCCAGAAACAUCUACCAGAGGUCAAUGGGUAGCCGUAUUGAGGAUGGUGUUCCUCAGUUCCUCAUUCUAGUAACAGGUGGCAAGUCUACCGAUGAUGUAUCCACUGCAGCUGACCAACUUAAGAGAAAUCGAGUUGCACCUCUUGCCAUUGGUUCAAGGAAUGCAGACCCUGAUGAACUGAGACAGAUUUCCCUCAAGCCUGAACUUGUAUAUACAGUUGACAGUUUCCAGCAGCUGCCAAGAGUGGAGUCACAGCUCACUGAUUCAGUCAAAACAAUAUCCACCGCUGAUAUCAUUGGUAGUUAUGAUCCUCCCACAGUUGACUUAGACAACCUAAAUCUUGGGAGAAAAGACAUUAUCUUCCUUAUUGAUGGCUCAGACAAUACAGGUUCUGCUGGCAUAGCUCAUAUCCGCGACUUCAUCCUCAACAUAGUCCAACAACUUGAUGUGCAGCCUGAUCAAGUGCGUGUGGCUAUUGUCCAGUAUGCAGACAAAGUUAAAACAGAGUUCUCAUUGAACCGCCACAAUAACAAGCCAGAUGUUAUCUCUGCAAUCAGAAGACUUCGUCAGAUUGGUGGCCGGUCAUCAGAUCUAGCUGAUGCCAUUGAGUAUAUUAUAAGGAAUGAGUUAAAACCCUCUGCCGGAGCUCGUAUAGCUGAGGCCUCCCAGCAUCUUGUGGUCCUCACAGGUGGACGUUCCCGGCAAGAUGUUUCUCUCUAUGGACCUCUGCUUAAGGGCGCCAGAGUCAACUGCAUUGGAGUUGGAGCUGGCGGUGCUGACACAAGGCAGUUAACCCAAAUUGCCACCACCUCAGAUGAUGUCCUUCAGGUUCCUACAUUCCCUGGCCUGCCAGCAAUCCGGGAAAGAUUUAUUUCCAGGUUGAGUGGGACAAUGACUGAGGAAACACCCACAGAAUAUGAGGAGCCUACAGCAGGCCUGCCUCCACCCAAAAAAGCGGAUAUAGUGUUUUUGGUGGAUGGCUCCAUAAACUUCCGCAGGGAAGAAUUCAAUGAAGUGAUGUCGUUUAUCAUCAACCUAAUUGACCUGUUCUUCACCGAGAGAGACAACCUGCGGAUAGGCUUGGCACAUUAUGCUACAGAUGUAACUGAUGUCUUCUACCUCAACACAUACAAGAGUCAACAAGACAUUGUAAGCGCCAUCGGUCGUGCAGAGUAUAAAGGUGGACAAAAUGCCAACACUGGUGCAGCCAUUCGCCACAUUCAAGAUGUUCACUUUACAAAAGAAAAAGGCAGUAGGAUGGAUGAGGGCACUCCUCAGAUCCUAAUGGUUAUCACUGGAGGGCGCUCAGCUGAUGACAGCAAAACAGCAGCCCUUGGUCUGAAGAAAAAAGGUGUGAGAAUCUUCGCUGUAGGAGUGGGUGACACUGCGAAUGAGUUAGAAGAACUAGCAAGUGAGUCCACCACUGUGGCUCGAGCAAGGGACAUUCAGCAACUUUCAGAGCUCAAUGAGCAAAUCCUGGAGACUUUAGAUGAUGAAGUGAAGGGGAAGCUGUGUGUUGGUGUGGAUGAAACUCCUAAAACCUGCAACAUAGAGGUGUUGGUGGGCUUUGAUGUUUCUGCCCAGAACAUCUUCAGUGCUCAGACCAACCUCCAGAGCAAGAUGGGUGCCAUUCUGCAGAGAAUUUCCAAAAUGGCAGCUGUUAGUUGCUCCUCUGGGCAGCUUCCCUCUGUACAAGUGGGAAUGCUAGCUAUGGACUCCGCUUCUGAGCCUGUCCAGCUGGACUUCACAGACAAUGCUGAUGAACUGUUUGAGGCCUUCAGAGCUCUGCGGAGUCGUGGCCCCUUUGUCCUCAAUGGCAAGACCAUCUCAGCUUACACCAAUAGGUUCAAAACCAGACAGGACAAUAUUGUUAAGGUUGUCAUUCAUCUGACUGAUGGUGUUGACGCUCCAUAUGCUGAAAUGAAAAGGCGAGUUGAGGAGCUUCGGCUGUCAGGAGUAAACAGUUUCAUCCUGGUUGGGCUGGAGCGGGUGCCCAAAUUUGAGGAGGGUUUGUUGCUGGAAUUUGGUCGGGGCUUCAGGUACACCAGACCCUUACGAGUCAAUAUCAUGGACUUGGACUACGAGCUAAUGGAAGAACUGGACAAUAUUGCAGAGAGGGAGUGCUGUGCUGUGCCAUGCAAAUGUACCGGCACCAGAGGAGACCGAGGAGCAGUUGGACGUUCAGGGUCUAAGGGUAGUCCAGGAUCACCAGGAAGCCAAGGACAUCCUGGAGAUGAGGGUGGACCUGGAGAGAGAGGUCCUCCUGGUGUGAAUGGAACUCAGGGUUUCCAGGGAUGUCCUGGACAGAGAGGUGUCAAGGGUUCUCGUGGGUACUCAGGAGAAAAGGGUGAAUCUGGAGAAAUUGGGCUUGAUGGGAUCAAUGGAGAAGAGGGCAAAACUGGAGUGGCUGGACCCUCAGGAGACAGAGGAAAUCCUGGCAGAAGAGGUCCCAAAGGUACCAAAGGACAAGCAGGAGACAGAGGAGAACUGGGAAUCAGAGGAGACCCUGGUACAAGUGGACAAGAUAACAACCGCGCAGGACCUAAAGGAGACCCUGGUGAUGCUGGACCAGCGGGGGGGCCUGGUGUGGAUGGAAAGAAGGGAAGCCCUGGUGAACUCGGAAGAAGGGGAGCUGAUGGCAGAAGAGGCCCGCCAGGACAGGCUGGAAAUUCUGGAAGUGCAGGAGCUAAUGGUGUCCAGGGAGAGCCUGGAGUUGGAGGAUCUAGAGGUCCACCUGGACCGAUUGGUGUACCAGGACCAGGAGGAGAAGAUGGGAACCCUGGACCCAGAGGUCCCGGAGGUAGCCCAGGUCCUGCUGGAGAAAAAGGUAGAAGAGGAGCUCUUGGUCGCAAGGGAGAGCCAGGGGAGCCAGGACCUAAGGGUGUUAUUGGACCUCUCGGUCCCCGUGGAGAGCCUGGUGAAGAUGGUAAAGAUGGGUUUGGCAUCCCAGGGCCUCCAGGAAGAAAGGGUGAUGAGGGCUUCCCAGGAUUCCCAGGACCAAAGGGAGCAGCUGGAGACCCUGGAACAAAGGGUGGACCUGGACACAGAGGAAAUCGUGGACAGAGGGGUGUCUCUGGCAAUAUUGGUACACCCGGACAGAAGGGAGAGGUUGGAUAUCCUGGGCCAUAUGGCCUGAAAGGACGGAGAGGACCAGGUGUCGUGCAAUGUGACCUGGUCAAGAAAAUCAGGGAAAACUGUCCUUGUUGUUAUGGUCAGCAGGAAUGCCCGCUCUACCCCACUGAGCUUGCCUUUGCCCUUGAUGCCUCCAGCUCCACUGACCGCACAGUAUUCAACAACAUGCGUAACACAGCCCUGCGCCUAGUCAGAGACAUCACUAUCUCUGAGAGUAACUGUCCAAGAGGAGCCCGUGUUGCUGUAACCCUCUACAACAGUGAAGUGACCACUGUCGUCCGGUUUGCUGAUGCAAUGAAGAAGCGUGCCCUGGUGCAGCAAAUUGAGGGACUACAGAACCUGCAGACCAAUAAGAAGCGUAACCUGGAGACGGCCAUGAACUUUGUGGCCCAGAACACCUUCAAAAGAGUGCGCAGUGGUUUCCUCAUGAGGAAGGUGGCCAUCUUCUUUGUUGGUGGGGCAGUGGGUCAGACACAAGCACUUACUAAUGCAGCUCUUCGCCUCCAUGAUGCUGGAAUUGCCACUCUGUUCUUGUUCAGCAGUGAAGACAGAGAAUUCAGCAGAGCACUGCAGUUCAACAACACAGCCCUGGCCCAAGUAAUAGUCCUUCCCAGACCUGGAACUGCACAGUAUAAUUCAGUCAUCCAAAAGGUUAUGAACUGCCAUGUCUGCCUAGACAUCUGCUCUCCGGCCCAAAUGUGUGACUAUGUGCCCCCAUCGGCCAGCCGAGAUAGGAGGUCUUUCACCACUGACGUUGACAUUGACAUGGCUUUCGUCAUGGACAGCUCCGAGUCCACCUAUCCAACAAUCUUUACAGACAUUAAACACUACAUAGCGUACAUAGUGGAGCACCUACACGUGUCUUCAAAUCCCACAUCAUCUGUUCACCACGCUAGAGUAUCUGUGAUCCAGCAAGCACCUUACGAGUUCCACCACAACAAAACUGGCUCUCCCAUCCAUGUAGAUAUUGGUUUGACCGAGCACAACUCAGCUCAGGAUAUUGUCAAAUUUCUGCUGGAGAAGACACCGCAGUUAGAGGGUGGCCUGGCACUGGCAAACGCUAUCGAAAUGACAGUGGAACAGGUGUUUGAGAAGGCGCCUCUCCAACGUGAAAGGAAAGUACUGAUGCUCUUUGUGACAGGAAGUGUGGAAGACGAAGAAGAGCGGCUGGUGCGUAUUGCCACUGAGGUCAAGUGCAGAGGCUACUUCCUGGUCAUCCUGGGUGUGGGGGAGAAGUUGAGUGCUAGAGAUGCUCGUGUCUUGUCACGCAUGGCCAGUGAGCCCUCGGAUGUCUUCUUCAAGCGGCUGGACAGCACCUCAUACUUUUACGACAAACCUUUCCUGAACUUCGCCCAACUGCUGCCAAAGUACAUCAGCAUUGAAAAUGCUUUCUACAUGUCCCCUGAAGUCUCCAAAAACUGCAAGUGGUUCCAGAGUGAUCAGCCACUAAAAAACCCCUUCACAUCAUCACACCAACAGCAGAAACAUCAGAAACAACAUGAAAAUCACCAAGCAGUUCAUCAAAUAAAGCACAAAGAUGCAGAUGAGCUGCACGUCUCCAAUGUCACCUCCAGCAGCUUGAAAUUGCGCUGGACCAGCCCAGACCCCAAGCUCUUUGUUUACUUUGAGGUAGUGGUGACACGGUUGCACGACCAUACCCUGGUGCUGAAGACCAAUGUGUCAGGCGCAGAGCUUUCCUUGGACAACUUAGAGAGUGCUCAAACAUAUCAUGCUGUGGUCACUGCUUACACUGCAGAGGGUCAAAUUGUCUCCACCCGCAAAGGCAUCAUCACUACCAAAGCAGCAGAGCCUAAGCCAGUGCAUAAGCCAGCCAGACAAGGCACCGGUAAUGUAAAUACCACACCACUGGACAAACCAGAAACUGUUAAUGAAUUUGCAGACCCAUGCUCACUUGACUAUGACCCUGGAAUGCCGUGUAAAGACUAUCAGGCUAAGUGGUUCUUUGACAAAAAGAACGGGAUCUGUACAAAGUUCUGGUUUGGAGGUUGUGGAGGCAAUGAAAAUAGGUUCGACACUGAGGCCCUCUGCUUGAAAAACUGCAUGAGGUCAGUUCCAGAACCUCAGCCAAAAGUUCAGAAGGCUGAACAGGUGGAGAUACUCCCGGCUCCUGCGGCCUCUACAGCCGUGGACAUUUGCCAGCUUCCCAAAGAGGAAGGUACUUGUGCCAAAUUUGUCCUCAAGUGGCACUAUGAUGUUCCCAGCAAGAGCUGUACACGCUUCUGGUAUGGAGGCUGCGGAGGAAACCAGAAUCGCUUUGACACACAUGAGCAGUGUGCGAAGGCUUGUGGAAAAUCAGCACCCAUCAACCAAGGAGUCAUCGCUGCAAUAAGAACAUAGGACAAAAGUGUCACGCAUGGCCAGCUUUCACCUCUGUUAUUGGUAUUCUGAGGAGAACCAUCCAAAGUGGCCAUACUGUUAGGAUGCAUUACCACGUCACUGGUGGCUGCACUGGAUUCCACAAAAAUGGACUUUAUCCCCCAAAUUCUUGAAGUAGUGUUUUUCACAACAAGAUGGAAGGCAACACGAUUUGCUGCAUGAUUUGUUUUAACCUACUGGUGCUACAUCGUAUGUUUGUUUUACAGAUUGAGUUGUUGAGUGCAUUUAGUUUUGUAAAGUCAAGUUUUCUGGAACAAUGACAUCAUGACUUUUCAUAUUUUUUAAAAUGCAGUUUUAUGAUUAAGCAAGAAACAUAUAUGAAUAUCUUGGACAGAGAUUAGCAAUAAAUCAAUACACGCAGGACUGGCAUUAUUCAAAGCAGUAAUCUUUUUUAUAUUUUUUACAUUCCACAUUCACAUAGUAACAAUUGCUUUUUUUAAUCUAUAUUGUUUUAAAAAUCACUUGAUCCCUGUGGAACCAUUCCUUCACUAUUUUACAGUCACAGAAUCCACAGCCAUGUUUACACAAAACUUGUACGGCGAUGUGUGUAUUUAAAUGACAGUGACCAACUGCUCGGAUGCUAAAACUUCAAUGUAAUGUUAAGUGCACUUCUGGAUCCACUGCCUCAAACACACACUUUCUAGCUAUUGAGAAAUGGAAUGUACUUGUCAAGCUGUUUUUUAUUUUUGUUUUAUUUGGUUUUACUGAAAUUUGUGUUUCAUCUGGGUGUAGGGGAAAUAAAAAUGAAUUAGACUUUCUAAUAAACUUGAGCAACUGA
Messenger RNA from Micropterus dolomieu (smallmouth bass), 9396 nucleotides. RefSeq names its product collagen, type VI, alpha 3 (gene col6a3). Gene Ontology annotation, molecular function: serine-type endopeptidase inhibitor activity; protein binding. The transcript has 44 exons. The record is from RefSeq and is a predicted model, not a curated record. Lineage: Eukaryota; Metazoa; Chordata; Actinopteri; Centrarchiformes; Centrarchidae. The coding region runs from base 291 to 8579 and encodes 2762 amino acids.